AUGUAUUUCAAAACCUGCCUCUUGUCUCUUCUGCUCGUUUCAGCGCGGGCCCGAGACAUCCCCUUUAAUAUAAAGAACUUCUACGAGUCGGUGGUAGCGCAGGGGUCGUGCAAACGGCCGCUGCAGACGGGCUUUUACGACAUGGCACACAGCGAUGACAAUAACUUUACCUAUUGUGGUGAUCAUAUACAGGAUUACGGCAUCAUCUACUUGCAGGGUAGCGGUGGAAAGCUGGCAAACAUGGAUAUCGCUUGUGAUGGACUCAUUGGCAAGAACGACGACGGCCGUUGCGACAACGCUCGUUCGAGAAAGAAUGAGACUGCUAUGAAGCGUCACGUGUCGCGCUACAGUCACGGUGUCCCGGAUCUCAACCCAUUUAUCCACAACUACGUAGUGUUCGGCAACACCGGUGUUAAGCCCGGCUGGGUAACGUUCGAGCCUCGGGCCUAUGACAUCCGGCCCCUGAGCAUAAUGGCCGUCGUAUGUAACAACAAGCUGAUUUACGGUAUAUGGGGAGACACGAACGGCGAUGACGGUGUAAACCCUAGGGUUGGAGAAGCUUCCAUAUCAGUUGCUACUCUCUGCUUCGGCCACGAUGUAGAUGGCGAGGUAGGCUUUGACGAACAGAAAAUACUGUAUAUCGGGUUUGUUGGCCCUGAAGCGGUCCCGGGUCCGCGUGCGUACUGGAAAGCAGCCGACGAGAACGAGUUUCAGGCGAGUAUUAGGGGUCUUGGUGAUAGGCUUAUUCGGCAGAUCGGCUUGUAUUGA
Messenger RNA from Daldinia vernicosa, 768 nucleotides. Its product is annotated as glycoside hydrolase family 75 protein. The transcript has 4 exons. Lineage: Eukaryota; Fungi; Ascomycota; Sordariomycetes; Xylariales; Hypoxylaceae. Gene Ontology annotation, molecular function: chitosanase activity. The record is from RefSeq and is a predicted model, not a curated record. Bases 1 to 768 code for a protein of 255 amino acids.